AUGGAUAACGCCAAGAGAUUAAGAUUUUUAAUAAACAUUGAAAAUAGACUAAAUAGAUUCCAGCAACCAAAUCAAGGGGACCAAAGAACAAUGAUUAUGAGGCUAAUUGACAUCGAAAGAAGAAUACAAAGAUUUAGACAACAAAAUCAAACCCAACCACCAACAUCAACCUCACAAAAUGCACUUCAUAUAGAUGAAAAUAUGAAGUGUAACAGAUGUGAUAUCACUAUUACCGAGGGGCUACAUUCUAAUUUUGAAUGUAAGUGCCAAAAAUUAGCAAAAAUACUAAUAGCCUAUAGAGCUGGUAUUUUAUCAAGUUCCCUUAGAAGAAGAAUAAGAAUUUUAAUGGUAAUUUACAAUCAUUACCAAACUUGA
Messenger RNA from Dictyostelium purpureum, 375 nucleotides. RefSeq lists its product as uncharacterized. Lineage: Eukaryota; Evosea; Eumycetozoa; Dictyosteliales; Dictyosteliaceae. The record is from RefSeq and is a predicted model, not a curated record. The transcript has a single exon. Bases 1 to 375 code for a protein of 124 amino acids.